UAAUUAUUAAUUAGAGCACGUGAGGAUCCGAAAUUAUACGAAAUUUCUCCGACAAAAACGCCGCCAAAUUACAUGUGCAAAUUUGAAAAGAACCAAUGAGAUUGCGUUGUUCUGCUUGCAUUUGCAAAUACUUCGAAGGGUGAUCGAAGAUGUCCUGAUCUGUAGUUUUAGAAGAUUUUUAAAUGUCGACUCCAGAGGUUUUAGCAGCCGAUCAAGACGGCGAUAAUUUUCUUACAAAGGUAGAGAAUGCUGUUGAAUUUUCUGCAGAUAGUUUACAGGUAAUUACGCCUCCCGAAAGCGUGAAAUUACGUUGGAAAAUAGGAGAUAUUGUAUGGUCUAAAAUACCUGGCCAUCCGUGGUGGCCAUCCCUGAUAGCAUAUGAACCAAAUACUGAAGUGUAUUUCAAGAUGAAGGGAAGAACUAGAUACUAUCAUGUACAGUUCUUUGGUACAGAACCGUUGCGAGGCUGGGUUACUGAAAGAAAUAUCUUGAAAUAUGAAGGAAAAACGCAUUUUCUUUCCUUGCGUCUCUCUAUUCAUGGUAAACCACACAAGAUUGGAACCAAACAGCUUCCAACUUGGGAAAAAGCAAUAAAAAUGGCGGAUGAGACUAUACCACUAGACCAUCAAGAACGGCAAGUGUGCUUUAACUUUUUCAAUGUAAUUGAAACUCCAAGCCCAGCCAUUGAAGGAAAAGGUGAUGAGAGUCUAAAUUCAUCCAAAGAAUGGUCAAGUUCUCCUCAAACCCACUCUAAGGAGGUGUCGAGUCCUGAGGGACCUCCAACAAAGAAAACUAAAGUUGAAAAUGGAAAACAGCAAAGUAAAACACAGGGCAAGAACAAAAGAAAUAGUGUUAAGCAGAGAACUCCUAAACGAACAUCAAAAACACCACCUGGUAAACAUGUCAAUAACAAACUGCCAGAACAAAUGAAUAACAAUUUGGAGAAACAAGUCAGAAAAGAAGGUGGUUUCUAUGUUGUAGAGCCCUCCCCAACGUCUUGUGCAUUUGAUAUGAAUACCAAGCCAAUAACACCUGAGAAUGGCAAACGAAAACGAGGACGUCCUAGGAAAGAUUCAGUGCUAGUUGUUGGCAGCAAGGAAGAUCAGCAAACUGUCAGUCCGGCAAAGAAAACUACAAACGGAAAGAGUCUGACCAAGAUAAGUGCUUUGCCAAACAAUCUUAGCAGUACUUCUGCUGAAAGUGAGAAGUCUGAUGGUGCAAGUGAUACUAACAGUACCUCUAGCAUUGACACUGAAAUUCGUAGGAUUGUCUUAAAAAAUAAAGAUAUCUGCACAGUUUGUGAAAAACCUGAUAACUUGUUAACUUGUGAAGGAGUCUGUAACAGUUCUUAUCAUAAAGACUGCUUAAAGAGUGAGGUUCCUUCUGAAAAAUUUAUCUGUGAGAAAUGUUCAACAGGAAAUCAUACAUGUUUUAUCUGUAACAAGACAGACAAUGUCAUAAAAUGCUCAUUUCAAAACUGUGGCAAGUUUUAUCAUUUAGAUUGUAUCAAAACCCUUGAUUCUAAGAUUAAUGGUGAUAGUUUUGUGUGUCCUCUUCACCACUGUAACGUUUGUGGAGUAAGCAAGUCAUCUAAUUCUAAAAAACGCCUGACAUGUUGUGUCAGAUGUCCUGUGGCAUAUCACACUGGGACCUGUAUUGUAGCCGGGUCAAUGCCAAUAACGCUGCAGUAUUUGGUUUGCAAUCGACAUUUCUCGGCUGAUCCAAAGAAGGCCCAUCAUUCACAUGUCAAUGUCAACUGGUGUUUUGUCUGUUCCAUUGGAGGAACUUUAAUCUGUUGUGAGAGUUGUCCAGCAGCCUUCCAUCCAGAAUGCAUUGAGGUCACUGGUAUACCUGAAGGACACUUCUUCUGUAGAGAUUGCAAAGAUGGAAAGGAAUUGUUGUACGGUGAAAUUGUUUGGGUCAAGCUUGGAAUGUACCGAUGGUGGCCAGCGCAGAUUUGUAAUCCUAACAAUAUUCCAAACAAUAUCCAGCGAAUGAAACAUCAAGCUGGGGAAUUUCCUGUCCAAUUUCUUGGUUCUCAUGACUACUAUUGGAUUCACCGUGGUCGGGUUUUCUCUUACCAGGAGGGAGACAAAGGCUCAAUUGGAGGUGGAGGGAAAUAUCUCGGAGAGAUUUUCAAGAAAGCUCUUGUUGAGGCCCAAGACAAAUAUGCAGAAUGGCUAAAAAUUCAGGAGGAAAAAGCUGAGAAAGAUUUAGAGAAAUUGUCGAAGAAACCAGCUGCUUAUAAACAUAUCAAGGUCAACCGCUACACCACAGCAACAAAAUAUGAAAUUGAUGAAUCAGAACUAUCCACAUGUGAUUGCUCUAUCAAUGAUGAAAAUCCCUGUGGUCCUGAUUCACAUUGUCUUAAUCGUAUUCUGUAUGUUGAAUGUUCACCAUUGAAAUGCCCUGCGAAGGAGAAAUGUCAAAAUCAAUGUUUUGUCAAAAGACAGCACUUGAGUGCUGAACCAUUUCGUGCUCUUGGGCGUGGCUGGGGUCUGAGGGCUAAAGCUGACGCAAAGAAAGGACAGUUUGUGAAUGAAUAUGUUGGUGAACUUAUCAACGAGGAGACUUGCCGUGAACGAGUUAGAAAAGGCAUCAACGAAGGAGUUGUUAAUUAUUAUAUGUUGACGAUUGAUAAAGAUUGCAUCAUUGAUGCUGGUCCGAUGGGGAAUCUCUCGCGUUUCAUGAAUCAUUCUUGUGAUCCAAACUGUGAGACGCAGAAGUGGACAGUAAAUGGCGAGGUUCGAGUUGGUUUGUUUGCCAAACGAGAUAUCAAAGCUGGUGAAGAGCUUGUGUUUGAUUAUCAACUGGACUGUUUGGGUAACGAGAAGAAAAAGUGCAGUUGUGGGUCAAAGAACUGUAGCGGCUUCCUUGGAGUUCGUCCAAAGACGCAACAUGCUUUAAAACUUCAAGAAGAGAAGAAGAAAAGCCACGAGUCAAAGAAACGAAAGAAGAAAACAGGAACUAAAAAGAAUAUUGAUGGUGCCAGAGUGAAACCACAAGCACACGGUCUGGUACCUGAAGAUCUGGGGAGCAGUGAGUUUGAAGAUCUAAAACAUUUUGAUAAAACCCCAGAAGCAUUUCAAGCCUCAAAACUAGAGUCUGACGAACACAAGACUGCGAUUGAAAGAGUUUUAGUUUGUAAUAAUGACAAGCAGUUCACUAAUAUUCACCUUAAGACACCCAAACAAACUAUUUUCAAACGAGAUGUAGAGUCUUUGAGUGAAUAUUGCGAUUGCGAACCAAAUACGACUUCAAGUGAUUCGGUAUUUCUGAACGAAAUGAUUCCUCAAACAUCGUCCAUUUCUGCAAAUGAUCAAAUCGACUCUGAAGAAGGGAGGUCAGUCAACGAAACUGCAGGAGUCACAAGCAAUCCAACAAGAUCGCAUUCUUCACCAAAUCUUGCGACUUCUAUUCCCGAUUCUUGUGACGUCAUUCCUUCUGUGGAAUCGCUCUUUAAUUCACAAUGCAACCAGAAAGCCUUGCUCCAAACGAAUGCCGUAUCAGGUUUUUGGAAUUCCUUAGAUCCUGUUCCAUCACCAGAGCCCUCCAUUUCUCCACUCUCUUGUACGACGACAAACUCCAUACAGGGCAAUCUUGCAUCCAACUUCACGAGUCAUGGCAAUCCUUCCGUUACAAAGUUACCCAGUUUAUCCUACGACGUUCCAACUUCGCAAGUUCAGAGAUCCUUCCAGAAUACAACUCUAUCCCAGUUUACCCCUAAAGAUACUUCUGUUGUGACUCAUGCCUUCCACAACCUUGGACCUAAUUUCUCAAAUACACGAAAUGGGACACCUUCAACCCCCAAAACACGCGACAUGUCUUCGCCACGUGUUUUGACCCCCAAAGUUCUGGGUGAAGAGAGUGACGCAAGUCUCUAAAAACGCUGGACACAAACACACAAUUAUUUACAGUCCAAACAAAAGAUUAUUUAAAACUUUUAAAGUCGGCAAAGCCUGUAAAAUUUUAGUUCCUUCUAAGUUGUUAAGCAUGUCUGUGUGUUGAAGAACAUUGUACAUAAAUCGUACAUGUUUAGGUUGCUAUUAAAUUGUAAGAAUUUGUCAGUUUUUAGUUAAAAAUUAUAUUAGCGUGUGUCAUUGCAUGCAGAGACUGUGGUUGCCAACUCAGUCAUAUGGGUCUGGUUCAACUCCUUCAACGGUCAAAUAAAACAUUUAUCACUCAAAAAUUAGUUAUGAAAACCUUAU
Dendronephthya gigantea is the source of this 4208-nucleotide messenger RNA. Its product is annotated as histone-lysine N-methyltransferase NSD2-like. The transcript has 8 exons. Gene Ontology annotation, cellular component: chromatin; nucleus. The record is from RefSeq and is a predicted model, not a curated record. Gene Ontology annotation, molecular function: protein binding; histone H3K36 methyltransferase activity. Gene Ontology annotation, biological process: regulation of DNA-templated transcription. NCBI's taxonomy places the organism in Eukaryota, Metazoa, Cnidaria, Anthozoa, Malacalcyonacea, Nephtheidae. The coding region runs from base 183 to 3884 and encodes 1233 amino acids.